Molecule: messenger RNA, 1494 nt
Organism: Maudiozyma saulgeensis
Lineage: Eukaryota; Fungi; Ascomycota; Saccharomycetes; Saccharomycetales; Saccharomycetaceae
Source: the annotation of a GenBank genome assembly
AUGAGUGUUAUUAUUAUUGGUGCAGGUAUAUCAGGACUGAAGACUGCUUCCGCACUAUACAAACAUGGUGCUAAAAAUAUCAAAGUUUUAGAAUCAAGAGGAAGAAUUGGGGGACGUUUACAGACUAUUACAGGUUUUGACGGUAUUAGAAAAUACGAUUUAGGGGCCAGUUGGCACCAUGAUACACUCUGCAAUGAUCUUUUUGUUGAAGGUGUUGAAGCUGGUGAAAAAUAUAUCUUUGACGAUGAUUUUUUCAUUUAUAUCGAUAAAGAACGUGGUAGAGUGGAUAGAGACCCCGAAAUGAAAUUAGAGAUUAUCGAUAGAGAGAUCAACAAAUAUACAGAUAUGGAGUACUAUCAGAAAUUAGGCUCUAAGGACGUUUCGUUUCAAGAACUAGCAUCAAGAUAUUUGUUUGAAAAAAGAAAAUACCUUACUGAUGAUCAAAUUAGAUAUUCUGCGCAAGUUAGUAGAUAUUUGGAAUUGUGGCAUGGUAUUGAUUGGAAACAAUUAAGUGCUAAAGAUACGUAUUUCGGUCAUCAAGGUAGAAAUGCCAUGGCUUUGAAUUAUGAUAGCACGAUAGACCGUAUUGCAAAAACUUUCCCUAGUGAAAUUAUUGAAUUGAAUACCGAAGUAAAUUCCGUAAAACAAGAUAAUAAUAAAGUUGUUAUAACAACUAAGGAUAAUAAAAAAUAUGUGGCUGAUUAUUGUGUGGUAACCAUUCCUCAAAGUGUAUUAGAAUUAUCAAUUAAUGAAUCUGCUAAAAACGAAACUGGUAGAAUUGAAUUCGAUCCUCCAUUAAACAAUAACAUUCAAAAUGGUUUCAAAAGCGUUCAUUAUGGUGGUCUAGGAAAAGUGAUUUUCGAAUUUGAGAAGAUCUGUUGGGAUCAAAAUGAAGCAAAAGUCGUUACUUUGGCUAAAACUUCGAGUUCCUUUGUCGAUGCUGUUCGUCAAGCAAAUACAUUUGAUGAUUUGCUAAGAUAUAUAGAUAAAGACAAUUCUAGAAUGAUCACCAGGGAUUGCUGGAAUCAACCAUUAUAUUUCAACAAUCUGGCUAAAGGUCUAGAUAUUGCCAGUUUCAUGAUGUUAAUGCAGUCCCCACUAACUGAAUAUAUUGAAUCUAUUCAAAAUGAUAAAGACAAAGUAUUCAAGUUUUUCCAACCUGUUUUGGAUUCCGUAUUGAAAUCAUUGGGGGGAAAACCAGUAGUUAACGGUAUGAGUGAUUUGAAACAAGUCUUUGAGGAUGAUGUUCCUGUCCUACGUAAUAUCAUUGUAACCAAUUGGACUCAAGAGCCUUACUCUCGUGGUGCAUACACUGCAUGUUUUCCAGGUGACGACGCUCUUGAUAUGAUUGUUGCUUUAGAUAGAGGUCAAUCAUCUCGAAUUAGAUUUGCCGGUGAGCAUACUGUGAUGGAUGGAGCUGGUUGUGUAUAUGGUGCAUGGAAAAGUGGUCAACGAGAAGCUGAUUAUAUAGCAGAUAGAAUGAAUUUAAAGUAA